Molecule: messenger RNA, 403 nt
Organism: Leptinotarsa decemlineata (Colorado potato beetle)
Lineage: Eukaryota; Metazoa; Arthropoda; Insecta; Coleoptera; Chrysomelidae
Gene: RhoGAP68F
Product: Rho GTPase activating protein at 68F
Biological process (GO): negative regulation of endocytic recycling; small GTPase-mediated signal transduction
Cellular component (GO): cytoplasm
Molecular function (GO): GTPase activator activity
Source: RefSeq, a predicted model, not a curated record
GGUUGGAAUAAGGAGGAGCAGUUGAGGUCUGUUUCUAUUAUGGUAAUGGAAAAACUACCAGAAGACAAUUACCAGGUUUUGAAAUAUAUCAUCAAAUUUUUAUCCAGGAUCCAGAAACCCCAUUGGCAUUAUGGAAUCAAAGUUUACUAUAAAUAUCUAGUCAUGGAAAGAUCCGACUUGAACAAAAUGAACGCACAAAAUUUGGCUGUGGUCUUUGGUCCAAAUUUAGUGUGGUCUGAAGUUGUGUCUAUGUCCCUAGCUGCCAUAGGUCCAAUAAACUCAUUUACCCAGUUUUUACUCUUGCAUUUUAAUGAGAUCUUCAUGAUUUGAAGUUAGUUUUUGCGUUUUUGUCAUAUGAUAUUUGGUAAUUGUAAUAAAAAUUAGUUGAAAAGUCAUGAUAGAG